CACAGCUCGUCUGUCUUUUGCUGCACUGGAUCUGAGGAUCAUGUCUCGCUGUAAGAAGAUUUCAGUCGUUGUCCUGGGAAGUGAAGAUCAUUUGAAGAAAGCCCUAAUAAGCCUCAUCCUAGAGAAUGAGUUAUCUCCACUGUCUAAAACUGAUCUGAAAAAAGAUAACUAUAGAAAUGAAAAUGAUAUAUGUGUGUUCACGUGUGCAGCAUGGGAUGACUUAAGAAAAGUAUUUGCUGAUAAUCCAGACCCUGACAUGUCUUUGUUGGUGGUAAAUAAAGGGUUUUCAAAGGACACUGUCUGCCAGCAAGUAGAACAUCUGCACAAAGAAACUAUAGAACGUACACGGGAGUUCAUAGUUGUGCAGCCCUUCGGCUGUAAGGAGUCUUACCCAUUCAAAUGCUACACCAUCGAUCAACUUUUCAGUGAACUGAUCCAACUGGCUAAUGACAGAAAUCUGAUGCCCACCAACACGAGCCCUGCUGACCAACCUGGGUCAUCUACACCAACAUCAGCCUCCCCAAUGAUAGACGGUUUCACUGACCCCAGGAAGAGGUUAAAAAGAAAGCACUCUGGCACCGAAGUGAACCUUGUUCUGCUGGGAAUGGCCGGGACUGGGAAGAGUGCAAGUGGAAACACAAUCCUCAGAAAGAAAGAAACAUUCACAUCAAAACCCAGUUCAUGUCCAGUCACCACAGAGUGCCAGGAGGUAAAAACUGUGAUAGGUGGUAGACGUGUACGUGUCAUUGAUACCCCAGACAUCUUUGAUGAUGAGAUGAAAUCGUCAAUUAAGGAACAUGUGAGAAAGGUGAAAGAGCUCUGUCAGUCAGGGCCUUGUGUGUACUUACUUGUGAUGCAUGUUAGCAGAUUUACAGAUGGAGAGAGAGGCAUACUGAAAAAGUUGGAAACAGCUUUUGGCAGCAAAGUUAGAGAACAAACAGUCAUCCUGUUUACUCGUGGGGGAGAUCUAGAGCAAGGAGGAAUGAGCUUUAAAGAGUUUUUGGAUGACUGCCAGCCUGACCUUCAGAAAAUAGUAGAGAAGUGUGGCAGAAGGCAUGUUCUUUUUGAGAACAGUGCUUCAGGUUCAGAUCAAGUGGAAACGCUGAUGCAGAUAGUGGACGGGAUGUUAAAAAAAAAAGAAACGUAUGGGACGUAUAAGGACAGGCGCAUAAAGGGCCAGGACAGAAUGGGCUGGGAUUGAAUCGUUGUUCCGUCUAGAUAGACAUAGACUACAUGGGAAAUGAUUCAAUACCUUGAAGGGGUUGAUUACACUUUACUAAUCACAUUUAGAUUUUCUUUUUACUUUGCUUUUUAAUUAACAGCAUUUAAUCAGAGAUGUAUAUGUUGUUCAUAGUUAUGUUUGUCUGAAAUAAGUUAAUGGAUUUUGUCAAAUAAACCAAACGUAAAUUUUUACUCUGUAUAAGAGCUCUAUCUUUCUCAUGUUGUUAACCUUUGUAAACUGUGAUGACAUAAACAAUACAUUUAACAAUAAAUAAAGGUGUGUUAUAAACUCA
Molecule: messenger RNA, 1514 nt
Organism: Perca flavescens (yellow perch)
Lineage: Eukaryota; Metazoa; Chordata; Actinopteri; Perciformes; Percidae
Product: GTPase IMAP family member 6
Exons: 5
Coding region: 41-1201 (386 amino acids)
Molecular function (GO): GTP binding
Source: RefSeq, a predicted model, not a curated record